Messenger RNA from Lichtheimia ornata, 2319 nucleotides. RefSeq lists its product as uncharacterized. The coding region runs from base 1 to 2319 and encodes 772 amino acids. Gene Ontology annotation, cellular component: cytoplasm; TORC2 complex; plasma membrane. NCBI's taxonomy places the organism in Eukaryota, Fungi, Mucoromycota, Mucoromycetes, Mucorales, Lichtheimiaceae. The transcript is spliced from 7 exons. Gene Ontology annotation, biological process: TORC2 signaling. Gene Ontology annotation, molecular function: phosphatidylinositol-4,5-bisphosphate binding. The record is from RefSeq and is a predicted model, not a curated record.
AUGUCAGACGACUACAUUCGACUUGCAGCUCCCACUUACCCUGAAAUGCAAUACUGUUAUUCGCCUGUAUACGACAGCUACCUUGCCAAGGGAGGCACAUCGACCGGCACAAACCUCAUCAGUAGUCCGAGAACGAAACGCAGCCAUUAUCGCUUGCGUAAGAAGGAGAACAUGCAGCUCAAUCCACCAGCAUUCCCCAAACCGGCAGCAUCCGAUAGUGGAAAUGAGGAAUCAGUUACUGAUGCAGAGCUCGGUGCAAAGGAAGAUAAACCAUUACCACCUACACCUAUGCGCAAACAAUCAGCACCCACAUUAUGCAUCACUGAAGCAUCCAAAGCAAACAAUGGACACCGACCCAAGUUCCCUGAAGACGCAUCAGCUACAACGACAACCUCUUCACUCCACAAAGAGACAAUGAUACGAUCACAUGCACGCACUACAUCCAGUACAACAUUCUCAUUUCAUGGCACAACUGGCAGCGAAAAUGCGACAAUGACCUCACUGCAUCCAUCCAUCGAAUCGCCUAUUGAUCCAUCGCCAAGAUCUUCUUUGGAUGUUGAAGGGGAUCAAGCUUCUUUCCCAUACACUCAGCCUGUUGAAUCAAGAGCGAGCGCAAAAAGUAAAAUCAUCAACGUACCUGAACAACAACAGCAACAGCAACAACUCCCCUUGGCAGAACAACAACAACAACAAUCCAAUCAGGAACAGCAACAUGAAGAACAACACCAAGAGAAGCCACUAUCACCUCUUGUCAUUAGCAAGAUCAAACUUCCUCCACCUGUAUCAGCUAUUGCUCAAGCACCUACUCCUGCUGCACCAGUAUUCAAAUUACCCAGCAAUAUCAGAGUAGAUCCACGUAGACGACGACGCUAUAAUAGAGAUCCACAACCACAAGCAUCACCACAACCACCACAGCCAAAACGUCCUACACCAAAAUCAGCUUUAACAGCAAUGAUUCAGGAACGUGCAUCAGCUGCAGAUAAUCCAUUCAGCGAAUUCUCUUUUGUAUCUGGAAGGGGUGAAAACAAUCCUAUUACGCUGUGCGUCUAUUUACCGCACUCAGCCCAUCCAUACGAACCAGUCAGCUUGGUGGUGCGACCUGAUGCCAUUGUGGAUGAUGUCAUUGGCUACAUCUUGUAUGAUUAUAUUGAGAAGAAGCGGAAGCCGCCAUUAGAAGAAGAGAUAUACGACAUUGCCAAUUGGGUUUUGAGGAUAGCAGAAGAUGAUGGUGAAAUUGAAGAGGAUCUACCAGCUCUCGAUCGUACACGCCAAAUCAGCAUGGUUUCAUUUGAUCAAUUUGCAUUAUGUCGAACAGCACCCAAUCAAGUGAAACAAAACGAGCUUAUACGUGCAAAAUUGGGAAGAAGUGGACCCACGGUGGAUGUAGUAAAGAGUAACAAGGCUGCAGGGCAGGAGAAUCAUUUGGCACCACCACAAGUGGCAGCACCUGGGACAAGUGCGAAUGGAUCUACUUUUACCACUGUGGAUUUGGGACCCAUUGAUCCGGUACCUGUGGGACCAAGUUAUACCUCGCAACAACAAGAAGCUGAUUCAUCUGCCGUGGCUGUACCCAUUCCUUCAUCCAAGGCAAUGCUUACCAAAUCCACCAUGCCAAUGACACCUGUCAAAUACUUCCGUAUCCGAUUAUUGACGAAUGAAGAGGUCUCAGCAACAACCACUAUUCCCGUUUAUGCAGAGAUGUUCAUUGGCGACGUGCUGGAGCUCGUAUCUCGGAAACGAAAGCUUGACCCUGAUGAAUACAUGUUGACCAUCGCUGAUACCAAUGUCAUCGUUCCCAAUGAUACAACAGUGGAUAGCAUGAACGACGUUACCGAGUUAUGUUUGAUGAAAAAAGGAGCAGGUCUCACAAUACCAAGUUCGUCUCACAUGUGGCGAUCACCAAACAAAAAGAAAAAGGAUGAAGUGUAUUAUACCGGGGUCUUCAAUACCGGACCACCCACAGCCACAAGCGGUAAUGGGAACAACGGGAUUCUGUCACAAUACAAAAAGUACCUGGUCAAUCGCAAGAUGCAGAUGUUUGUUGGUCGAAGAGAAAGUAUCCUGGCAAUCGAUGGUGACUAUAUCCAUAUCAUGCCCCCUGAACAUAAAGGGAUGUUUGAUUCUGUAAAAACUACAUCAUUCCAUGUCAGUGCCGUCUUAUCAUGUAAACAAAGCAAGAAAGCCCCCGCCAAUUUCAAGAUUGCAGUAGCCAAGGAUCAAAGCCAUAAGGUGUAUGAUUUUGAAGCAAUGAGUGCAAAGGAAUCACAGGAAAUCGUUUCAAGGAUAAAUUUGCUGAUACAAGUGACAAAAGCAGGAUAG